AAUUGGUUUAUCUUAGGUAUCGUUAUAAUUACAUUGAAGAUUUUUGUGCUCAGUAGCAAUUCGUUCGCGAUUAAAAUAACGAGAUUUGUUAAAAAUUGUGAUCAUUUCGAAUAUCAAUACUUGGUUUUCAUCGUGGUGGCAGCCACUGUGCCGUUCGUUCCCUGUACGCCGUCGCUGCUUUCAGUGGGUGGUGUAAUCAAUAUUAUACGUUUUAGUGGAGCGAGAGUCCUGCGAAGAGCAGAGUUCGGUGUGCUUAAUGUGAAUGAAACAGUUCGUUAUUUACCAACAAUAUCAUCAUGCAACCACCACCCAGAAAGGGAAACUACGUCAAGUUUUUGAAAAAUCUUCACUCAGAACAAUUGGCAAAAUUGGCACUUAAGAAUCAACAUGAAUGCGAUUUACUCGAGGAUAUUAGGAGCUUCACUAUUAAACGAUCCGCGAUCGAAAAAUCCUACUCGGAAGCCCUGUUGAAGAUCUCCUCGGCGUAUUUGAAUAAGAAGAUACCUAACAUUCCUGAUAUUAAAUUGGACGGUGGAGAGGAAAAAUGGAAUAUGUGGAACGUUUGGCGUACAGUUUUAGAAGAAAACGAAAAGUUAGCUCGAGCUAGAUUGGCUGCAGUGGAAGUUUUUCAACAGCAAAUUGCAGAUGACGCAAAAGUGUUGAGGGCUCACAAGUUGGCCGCAGCCAGGAAGUGUGUAGACCAGUUAGCCAUCGUACAGAAAGAACUCCAAACUUGUGUGAUCGACGUUGAUAAAACGAAGAAAUUAUACUUUGAUGAAGAGCAUAGCGCCCACGAUGUUAGAGAUAAAGCCAGAGACAUCGAAGAAAAAUUAAAAAAGAAAAAAGGGUCAUUCUUCCAAUCAAUCACAUCGUUACAAAAAAAUAGUGCUAAAGUAUCAUCAAAACGCGACCAAUUAGAAGAGAAAUCAACGGGAGCAAGAAACGAUUACAUUCUCUGUUUAGCAGCCGCGAACGCCCACCAAACCAGAUAUUUCGUAGUAGAUCUUCAACUAGCUAUGACGACGAUGGAGAGUAACGUAUACGACAAAGUAGCAGAAUAUUUAACCUUGAUGGGUCGCACGGAACUUUUAACGUGUUCAGCUAUGCAAAACUCCUUUAGCACAAUCCGCGAUCAAGCGAAGCAACUAACCAGAGAAUACAACCUCCAAUGUUGUUACCUAUAUUAUCCCGUAUUAAAACAACACAUUCAAUACGAUUACGAACCGUGCGAUAACGAUGCUGUGCAUACGAUAACGGCUGAUCACGAUUCUGCUGCGGCUACGUUAAGUAAAGAAGCGAGAAGAUGGGCUACGAAAAUAGCCAGAGAAAAUAAUAAUAUUAAAGAGUCGGUGAGGAAAUUACAGAUUUAUACUGCGCUAAGGGAAUCUGGUCAAAAGACGGAUCCGAAUGAUCCCAACGGACCCGAUUUGGAAACAAAAAUUGAAGAAAUGAAACAAAAUAUUAGGAGAAGUGAAACAGCUAAAACAAAAGCGGAUGCGCGUAUUGAAGCUCUUAGGAAAGGUGGUGUUAAUGUUGAUGAGUGGUUACAGGAAGCUGAAACGUUGACGGUUCAAGAUAUUCAAAGGUCAACGAGUUCAUUGUCGAUGAGGACGGAUGCGUCAGGUGCUGCGGAUCAUCCAAGUUCAGAUUCAUUUUACGACAGUGAUUACGCGGAAGGUGAUACCGCAACAAUUCCAGCGGAAAGACCGCAAGAACCAGAGGAACCCCAACGUGAUGAUAGCCAAGAGGUCGACGGUGAGUGGGCUAUGCUGGAACAAGAACGUCAACGGAUAGAACAAUUAACCGCGGGUUGGGACGAUCCAACGCAGGUAGAUUGGGGUGCGGAUGAUGCGGAACCGGAGGGAUUACCCAGAGAAAGGACGCCAUCAGGACCAACGUUGAAAUGUACGGCGUUGUAUUCGUAUACGGCCCAGAAUCCUGACGAGCUGACAAUCGUGGAGAAUGAACAGUUGGAGGUCGUCGGGGAGGGUGACGGCGACGGUUGGCUUCGCGCCAGAAACUAUCGCGGCGAGGAGGGUUAUGUCCCUCACAAUUACCUGGAUGUCGAACGGGAACAAUCGGUAACAACUCCUGGCUUAGUUCAACAGAUUUCCUUUUCGUCCGUUGACUACACGGUGGACAACGAAGAGGAAAGUCUUCCGCAAUCCGAAACGAACCAAUCACCAGAACAAGUAUCCGUAAUAGCAGCACCAUUAGUACAAGACACACCUCCAAUAGAUCAAACGUUCGGUUAUUGUUGUGCCCUUUACGAUUACGACGGCGAAGGGGAUGAAGAGUUAACUUUCGAGGAAGGUCAAGUAAUAAGAAUCGUAAGCAAAUGUGCGCAUAGUGUCGAUGAUGGUUGGUGGAAAGGAGAACUUGAAGGCAGGAUCGGAAAUUUCCCUUCGUUAGUUGUCGAAGAAUGUGAUGAAAACGGGGAACCACUCACAGAACAUUGGAAUGAAUCUCCCCCUUGUUCCGCACCACCUGUUUUCACGCCUCCGGAAAUUCCGGAGCAUCUCAUACCAGCCGACGAGGAAAUAAUUAUUGAAGAUACUCCUCAAUCGGAAGAUGGAAGCAGCAGCAAGCCGCCUUCGCAACCGCCUCCUCCACCAUUAGUUCAAGCCGUUAAUAAUGCUUUUUCGAUGGAAUUAAGUCGGAACCAACAACAACAGUAUGGAUCGCAGUUUGAAAACGACAUACCGACUAUAGACGUUCCUAGCGUCGUUGUUGCGGAUGAGGACGGAGAAGCAGUAACGGAAAGUGACCAAACAGACGAGUACGGUUUAGGUGUCGCUCAGAUAGUAAUAACAGCGGCGACACCAAUGGUCGAAGAAGCGGACCAUUCAUUUCCGCAAACGGAAGAGGAAGAACCGCCACCAUCGAAUCACGUCGAAGAAACAACGACGGCGACAACGAUAGCGGAAGAAGAGGAACCAACUUUCGACGACGAGAUGACGGAAAUCGAAAAGGGCGAUCCGAUGACAACGACCACUUCUAGCGGCUUCGAAGACCUGGAGGACCGAUACGGUAACGACGAUCAACCGGAUUCCGCGCAAUACCCGGUGAGCAGUAGCACUGAAGGAGAGGGUGAAACGACGGGACCAAGCACUGCUGAAAAUUCAAUUUGUAACGUUCCUCCGAUGGAGGAUAACGAACCGCCAAAGCAAGUCGUUGGCGGCAGGGCCAGUAUUCCCGACGAACUCGAACCUCACCAACUGGCCAGGCUGCAAGACCUGAAGGAAUCGAACGCGUAGGAACGGGCGGACGGGCGCGUAAAUUUGUAAGUUGUUGACACUUCUCAUUCAGAUUUUAUAAUGUUCGAAAGAUUCGAAAUGAUUCGUGCUGAUGUAGUAAAGUUAUGUGUAUGCUUAUUAUUUUUGAAAAUGAAAAUGAUUUUAUUUAAAGAAAUUAAUUAAACAAAUUUAUAUAUGACAAGUCUCUCUUUGAUAUUAAGAAUAUAAGUUUUUAAUGUUUCACAAAAUGAUUAAAAUACAUCUUAAUACCAAUCACUUUUUUAUUUGUUGGAAAAUACCCGAAAUAGAGUUGGAAUUGAUCAAAAUGGAAACAUGAAGUUACAACUAACAUUCAUUUAGAUAGAGGAACUACCUAAUUCAAUUUAUAUUCAUUCAAAAAUUGGAUUGGGUUUCUUCCUCGUACUCAUUUAAUAAAAAGAAGUUAAAAUUCAACUUAUUUUCAGAAUUCAUGGAUGUAGUAGAUUCCUAUAUGCUGUAGUUACAAGUUGUAUCAUAUGAAAAGUAUAUUUUUUUUACAUUUCUUAUAAAGCUACAAAAAGUUUCAUAACAAAAAUUCUCGAUUAUUUAUUAAAAUAAAUGUUAAGAAAGAAAUAUAGAAAGAAAAUGAAAUAUUAAAAACGAUUACAUACUAAAGAGACUUUUCGUAUAAUAAUUGUUUAUUUAGUGCCCGUCCUUGAGCACACCAGCGCAUAUUCGCGCGUACUAUAAGGUACCUUUUUCGAAACGUUUGACUAUCGAACAAAAAAAAAAGCCACGCCGCGCGAACAUCACCCUGUAUAUUACUACUCAUGGUGUAUAUUGUAAAUGUGUGUAAUAAAAUAAUAAACCCCC
Onthophagus taurus is the source of this 4088-nucleotide messenger RNA. It is a transcript of the gene nwk, whose product is annotated as FCH and double SH3 domains nervous wreck. Gene Ontology annotation, cellular component: neuromuscular junction; recycling endosome. NCBI's taxonomy places the organism in Eukaryota, Metazoa, Arthropoda, Insecta, Coleoptera, Scarabaeidae. The record is from RefSeq and is a predicted model, not a curated record. Gene Ontology annotation, molecular function: protein binding. Gene Ontology annotation, biological process: neuromuscular synaptic transmission; regulation of actin filament polymerization.